Molecule: messenger RNA, 1739 nt
Organism: Pseudopodoces humilis (Tibetan ground-tit)
Lineage: Eukaryota; Metazoa; Chordata; Aves; Passeriformes; Paridae
Gene: STAC3
Product: SH3 and cysteine rich domain 3
Biological process (GO): skeletal muscle contraction; positive regulation of protein localization to plasma membrane; positive regulation of voltage-gated calcium channel activity
Molecular function (GO): protein binding
Source: RefSeq, a predicted model, not a curated record
GCUCCAAUUUCCCGGCGUCAGCCCCCGGCACCGCUCAGCUGUCGUCCCCCUGUGUCCUGUCACUCCGCUGGCCUCGGCACCGGGGCUGCUGCCGCCCUCCCCGAGCGCCCACCACGGAGGGCUGGGGGCUCUGCGGCCAAAGGGGCCCCGGGACCGGCCGCACUUCGGGGGCUUCUUCAGCGCACGGAGACUGCUCCAAGCACAGGCAUGACGGAGAAGGAAGUGCCGGAGUCACCAGCUUCACCCGCUUCAGGUGGGAAAGCCAAGAGCCGGCAGCUGCAGAAGCUGAAGCAACUUUUCCAGCGAAAGCCCAAGGAGGAGCCGGCGCCGGAGCCACAGCCCAAUGGGGAGCUGGUCAGCCCCUCGGGGGGACCCAUCUACUACAUCUAUGAGGAUGAAGAAGAGGAGGAAGAGGAAGAGGAGCCCGAGCCCCCUCCCGAACCCGAGAAACUUGUUAAUGACAAACCCCACAAGUUCAAAGAUCAUUACUUCAAAAAGCCCAAAUUCUGUGACGUUUGUGCCCGCAUGAUCGUCCUCAACAACAAAUUUGGCCUGAGGUGCAAGAACUGCAAAACCAACAUCCACCACCACUGCCAGUCCUACGUGGAGAUGCAGCGUUGCUUCGGCAAGAUCCCUCCCGGCUUCCGCCGAGCCUACAGCUCCCCCCUGUACAGUGACCAGCAGUACGCGGGCACCAAGGACCAGCUCGCAAACAGGAGCGACCCGGUGUUCGAGACGCUGCGGACGGGCGUCAUCAUGGCCAACAAGGAGCGCAAGAAGGGGCAGGACGACAAGAAGAACCCCCUGGCUGCGAUGAUGGACGAGGAGCCGGAGGCCACGAAGCCGGUGGGGAGCAAAGCUGAGGGUGGUGCCUCUGAAGGGGACAAGAAGGCUGAGAAGAGCCCAACAGAUGACAAGAGCAAGAAGCCGCAGCCAGGGGGGUUCCUGCAGUCCCACUAUUUCGUGGCGCUUUAUCGCUUCAAAGCCCUGGAGAAGGAUGACCUGGACUUCCCGCCGGGGGAGAAGAUCACGGUGGUCGAUGAUUCCAACGAGGAGUGGUGGCGGGGGAAGAUCGGUGAGAAAGUCGGGUAUUUCCCUCCCAACUUCAUCAUCCGGGUGCGGGCAGGCGAGCGGGUGCACAAGGUGACGCGUUCCUUCGUGGGCAACCGGGAGAUCGGGCAGAUCACUCUCAAGAAGGAUCAGAUCGUGGUGCAGAAAGGGGAGGAGGUGAACGGUUACGUCAAAGUCUUCACCGGCCGCAAAGUGGGGCUGUUCCCCGUGGACUUCCUGGAGGAGAUCUGAGGGGGGCUGCGGGGGGAGACCCCUGGGAUGGGGCGGAGAGACUCUGGCUGCGGGGUGGGGAUGGGGACAGGGACGGAGAGAACGGCUGCAGGGCAGGGAUGGGGUCGGGGACGCCCUCGGGAUGGGGAAUAGAAGGACCCCGGGAUUGGGAUAAGGGGCCCUGGCUGCGGGACAGGUAUGGGGUCAGGGGAGGGCACCCCCAUUCCUGCUGCCUCCAGCAAUGGGGUCCCUGGGGUGUCUUCCAGGAGCGGGGCAGGAUGGGGGGACAGGAGGUGCCCCAAGGGAGGUUUUGGUGCCUCCAGAGACACUGGAUGCAAGCAGGGGGCACCCCCAGACUUGCUGUGGAGCCCCCCCCGACCGAGUGGGGGGACACCGGGUGCCGCGGGGAGGGUCGGGGGGGUCCUCCCCGCUGCUCCCGGGUUUUGGCAAUACAUGGC